AAACAUGGAGAGAAUAAGAUAUUUGUGUAUUUGAAACACCUCCAAACACAACUGUACAUGUAUUGCAAUGCGUAAAGAAAAUAACAUGACACAAUGUUUGUUUAUGUGAUGAUAAAUAAGAAUGCAUGUUCCCAUUCUCAUUUGCAUUGACAACUAGCUAUAAUGACAACAACUACAAUAUUAACCACCACUAUCUUCAGUCUUCUCAUGGUGUUUAAUACAUGUAUAACUGCAAGCGAAUGUCCUCCAACUCACAAACAUAAAUCAUCUGACAUAGAAGUAUUAAGGAAGAGGUUUCAAGGUUGGCUUAAACGACACGGUCGAAAAUACAAAGAUAAUGAAGAAUGGGAAGUCCGUUUUGGCGUUUACCAAGCAAAUGUUGAGUACAUAAAGUGCAUAAACUUACAAAAAAACUCCUACAAUCUCACAGACAAUAAAUUUGCAGAUCUUACAAAUGAAGAGUUUAGAAGUACUUAUAUGGGCUUAAGUACUAGGUUGCAUUCACAUACAGGGUUCAGGUAUGAUGAACAUGGGGAUAUUCCAGACAGCAAGGAUUGGAGGAAGGAGGGAGCAGUCACUGAAGUUAAGGAUCAAGGCCAAUGUGGAAGUUGUUGGGCAUUUUCUGCAGUUGCAGCUGUAGAAGGCAUCCACAAAAUAAAAACAGGGGAGUUGGUGUCUCUGUCUGAACAAGAACUGGUAGAUUGUGAUGUUAAAAAUGGUAACCAAGGCUGCGAAGGUGGUUUAAUGGAAACAGCAUUUACAUUCAUCGUAAAAAAUGGUGGACUAACCACUGAGAAAGAGUAUCCUUAUGAAGGUGUAGAUGGUACCUGUAACAAGGAAAAAGCUGCACAUCAUGCUGUGAGUAUAAGCGGAUAUGAAGAAGUGCCUGCUGAAAACGAGGCUAAGCUUAAAGCUGCAGCUUCUCAUCAACCUGUCUCUGUUGCAAUUGAUGCAGGAGGUUAUUCGUUUCAGCUUUAUUCGGAAGGUGUUUUCUCUGGCAUUUGUGGAAAGCAACUCAAUCAUGCUGUGACUGUGGUUGGGUAUGGAGAAGUAAAUAGUGACAAGUACUGGAUUGUGAAGAAUUCAUGGGGUACUGAGUGGGGCGAAUCUGGCUAUAUGAAGAUUAAGCGUGAUACAUUCGAUAAAGAUGGCUUGUGUGGCAUUGCCAAGCUAGCUAGCUACCCUGUGGCGUAGUUUAGCUGAAUAACCUGCAAUCAUUGAAUAUCACCUCAACAAAUUUACUUAUACUUCAAAGUUAGACUAUAAAAGGGAAACAUUUAGUUAAUGUCAUAAUGAUUUAUCAGAAAGAAAGAAAGAAAGAAAAAGUCCAUCAUGCAGAAAAUCACGAUGAACUCAUUCCAGCUGCUUCCAUUAGAAGUAAAAGACAAGAGUGGUGCUCUUUGUAAAUUAUGAUAUAACUCUAAUGAUAGGGGAGAUAAAAAAGGUUGAGUAAUUUGAUUCUAUAUGACAAACUAGCUUUCUUAGAAGUAAUAAGUAGUAGUAAAACCAAAGCAAUGACUGAUUUGGCUUCAA
Molecule: messenger RNA, 1533 nt
Organism: Cicer arietinum (chickpea)
Lineage: Eukaryota; Viridiplantae; Streptophyta; Magnoliopsida; Fabales; Fabaceae
Product: senescence-specific cysteine protease SAG12-like
Biological process (GO): proteolysis
Molecular function (GO): cysteine-type peptidase activity
Source: RefSeq, a predicted model, not a curated record